Equus caballus (horse) is the source of this 1020-nucleotide messenger RNA. It is a transcript of the gene CD1A, whose product is annotated as CD1a molecule. Gene Ontology annotation, cellular component: external side of plasma membrane. Gene Ontology annotation, molecular function: exogenous lipid antigen binding; lipopeptide binding; endogenous lipid antigen binding. Gene Ontology annotation, biological process: immune response; antigen processing and presentation, endogenous lipid antigen via MHC class Ib; antigen processing and presentation, exogenous lipid antigen via MHC class Ib. Lineage: Eukaryota; Metazoa; Chordata; Mammalia; Perissodactyla; Equidae. The record is from RefSeq and is marked provisional.
AUGCUGUUCCUGCAACUUCAUUUGCUAGCAGUUCUCCUCCCAGGUGGCGACAAUAAAGAUGACUUCCAGGAGCCAGUCUCCUUCCAAAUCAUCCAAAUUUCAUCCUUUUACAACGGUUCCUGGGUACAAAAUCUGGGCUCAGGUUGGUUGGAUGAAUUGCAGACUCAUGGGUGGGAAAGCAGCUCUGGCACUAUCAUUUUCCUGUGGCCCUGGUCCAAGGGCAACUACAGCAAUGAAGAGUGGAUGGAACUGGAAAAAUUAUUCCGUAUGUCCUCCAUUGGAAUUCCCCAGAUGUUUCACAACCUUGCCAGUCAAUGGCAGCUUGAAUAUCCUUUUGAGGUACAGAUAACAGCAGGUUGUGAGCUGCACUUUGGUGAAAUCUCAGUAGGCUUCAUGCGUGGUGCUUAUCAAGGAUCAGAUUUCAUGAGCUUCCAGAACAAUUCAUGGUUGCCAUCUCCAGAUGGUGGAAGUAGGGCUCAGCAUGCCUGUGAACUAUACAAUGGGGAUAAAGUUGGCCUGGAAAUAACAGAUAGGUUCCUCAGUGACACCUGUCCACGUCUCCUCUUGAGUCUUCUUGAUGCAGGGAAGGCAGAUCUCCAGCGACAAGUAAAACCAGAGGCCUGGCUGUCCACUGGCCCCAGUCCUGGUCCUGGCCGUCUGAUGAUGGUUUGUCACGUCUCUGGCUUCUACCCAAAGCCAAUUUGGGUGAUGUGGAUGCAGGGCGAUCAGGAGCAUCUGGGCACUCAGCAAAGUGACAUUUUGCCCAAUGCUGAUGGGACAUGGUAUCUUCGUAAGUCCUUGGAUGUGGAAGCCCUCGAAGCAGCUGGCCUGUCUUGCCGGGUGAGACACAGCAGUCUAGGAGGCCAGGACAUCAUUGUCUACCAGGAACGUCACAGCUUCACGGGCUGGAUCUUCUUGGCAGUGAUAGUGCCCCUGGUGCUUCUGACGGGUCUUGCGUUUUGGCUUAGAAAGCGCUGGACACACUGUGAAGCUCCAUGCACCAUUGUCCCGUUGAAAUGA